UCCGUCCCGCACGCCUCAAACCGGUUACCGGCCCGGAGCCCUCUCCCGAGCGGUGUGGUACUCGGGGCUCCGACUGUUUCCCCAGGGUCCUUGUGACCCGUUAGUUGCGGGAGUCUCCUGCCCCUUCCCUGGAGUGAGGCCGCGUCCGGCUUCCCGGUGUCCCCGCAGACCCCCGCCAUGGGCAACACGAGCAGCGAGCGGGCCGCGCUGGAGCGGCAGGGUGGCCACAAGACGCCGCGGAGGGACAGCUCCGGGGGCGCCAAGGACGGGGACAGGCCCAAGAUCUUGAUGGACAGCCCCGAGGACGCCGACCUCUUCCACUCCGAGGAAAUCAAGGCUCCAGAGAAGGAAGAAUUCCUGGCUUGGCAGCAUGAUCUGGAAGUGAAUGAUAAAGCCCCUGCCCAGGCUCGGCCAACAGUAUUUCGAUGGACGGGAGGCGGAAAGGAAGUUUACUUAUCCGGGUCCUUCAACAACUGGAGUAAACUUCCCCUCACGAGAAGCCACAAUAACUUUGUAGCCAUCCUGGACCUGCCUGAAGGAGAGCAUCAGUACAAGUUCUUUGUGGAUGGUCAGUGGACACAUGACCCUUCUGAGCCAAUAGUAACCAGCCAGCUUGGCACAGUUAACAACAUCAUUCAAGUGAAGAAAACUGACUUUGAAGUAUUUGAUGCUUUAAUGGUGGAUUCCCAAAAGUGCUCCGAUGUGUCUGAGCUGUCCAGCUCCCCACCAGGACCCUACCAUCAGGAACCCUAUGUCUCAAAACCAGAAGAACGGUUUAAGGCACCACCCAUUCUCCCUCCACAUCUGCUCCAGGUCAUCCUGAACAAGGACACGGGGAUUUCUUGUGAUCCAGCUUUGCUCCCCGAGCCCAACCACGUCAUGUUGAACCACCUUUAUGCACUCUCUAUCAAGGAUGGAGUGAUGGUGCUCAGCGCGACCCACCGGUACAAGAAAAAGUAUGUCACCACCUUGCUAUACAAGCCCAUAUGAAGAGCUGGGAGCCAGCGGUGGGCUCCAGGGAACAGUGUGCACCACCAGGCUCCACGCGUGCAUGCUUUCCACUAGAGGGAACGGACUGUAAAUUUCUCAUUUCACACUCUUUAUAAGACAUUUCAUCCCCACCGUAGUCCUGCUUGAAGGUUUGUUCCAGGCACGGCAGCUCCCAAAGCGCCUCGGUCUAUAACAGUCCUCUUGGCACCCUGCGGCUGUGAGCCUUGGGGCUCACCGAGGCCGAGGACCGUGAGGGAAAGCAGAGGGUCUGCUGCCCCCACACCGCAGUGCAUGAGGACAGGUGCAGUUCUGAACUGGUCGUGGAGAUUCUUCUUCAGCCAGAAAUGAACACUAGCCACUCUGCUGGGAAAAUCUAAGAUGCAGGGUCUGAGGCCACGCAAAAUUUCUAAUCAUAUGGGCAUUUUUAAGACCAUCAGUUUGUCCCUGUUGAGGCCUGGCUGUGGAGGCAACAGCAGGUACCUGUCUUCUGAAAUCAAAGCAGUAGAUGGUCGCCUGUUCUCUGCUCCAGGGAGAUAUAAUUUCUGUAGAAAUUAGAACCUGUCUGAUUUCCAGAUGAAGUUGUACAAUUGUUUCUUCUGCUUUUGUGCACUAAGUAUUUUUGUUUUAAAACCAGAGGUGGCUGAGUCUCUGGCCUUAGGGCAAUUUUUAAAUCACCCCAACUAGAAUAUAGAUCAUGCGAACUGUAUUCAGCAAUAAUCUGUUCUUAGAACAGACUUUGAAAACUGCUGCCGGAUUUCUCCAUUAAGCUGGAUGAUCCUAUGGACUGACCACUGUUAGCUGGAAGGUUGUCCAGCUUUUUACUCUAAUCGCAAUGAGGGGACAGUAUUACCAUGAAAACUUGGGAGGAGCACCCUACCCUAUGCCAACUUGCUCAGGACCUCUGUCUUUACUUAGCAACGAAGGCUGUAGCAGUUGCUGUCGUUUAUUCUGGGAGGAACUUAGAACUUGACAGCAGCCUUCUAAAUUCAUGUCGAGAAGACAUUCUUUGGACCAAAGCAAACCUCUUCACACUCGGCGUGGUUUCCGGGGAGAUGCUGCAGACGUGCCCAUUAGUGCAGGUUCCUGUCCUCAAGUCAGCAGAAGCUAUGGUUCUGCCCUGUGUUCUUGCUGGGAGACGGAGGAACAAGCUCCCUGGUUGCCAGUAUUUAUUUGGUAAACCUGAGUCUGGGAUACCCUUUUUUGUUGUCACUGCUUUCCAAACACUGAAUUAUUGUCACCUUGACGUACAGGUUUCAAUAAAGCUUUGUAAAGAUAACGGGA
This is a messenger RNA of Puma concolor (puma), 2271 nucleotides long. It is a transcript of the gene PRKAB1, whose product is annotated as protein kinase AMP-activated non-catalytic subunit beta 1. The record is from RefSeq and is a predicted model, not a curated record. Gene Ontology annotation, cellular component: nucleotide-activated protein kinase complex; cytoplasm; nucleus. Gene Ontology annotation, molecular function: protein kinase binding. Gene Ontology annotation, biological process: signal transduction. NCBI's taxonomy places the organism in Eukaryota, Metazoa, Chordata, Mammalia, Carnivora, Felidae.